UUUAGAAAAAGAAAGAAAUAGGUUGGAAAUAGCAGUGUUUGAAGACAGACUUUUAAAAUUUUAUGUAGUUUGACUAUGUGAUUUUGUAACUAUAUGGAUUAGUUACAAAUCCAUUAAAUAUACAGAAAGAUUCUCUGAAAAAUAAAAUUGACUAGAAUAAAUAUAAUUAAACGUGUAUUUAGUUGGUGAGAUAAUCACACAAAGCGGUCUUAUUCAAAGAAAUCUUAAAUAUUGUAAUUGUAUUAUACAUCCAAGUGGGAUUUAAUCUGAGGGCACAGAAUAGCUAAAAAUACUUUAAACUGUCCCUAGGUAGGAAUGAUCUUGUGGGUGCUAGUGCUGUCAUUGUUAUUCUAAUUCCGUUGUCUGUGUAAUGCGAGGGGAAGAAGCAAAUGAAGAUUGAUGUGAUUUACACUUUUGUCUAAUUCUACUGAUAACUAGGUUCUCAUUAUGAAAGGAAAUACAAAUGUAUGAAAAAUAAAAAGGGUUUUGUAAAAGUCCAGUAAUCCUAAAUUGGAAUGAUGCAUUUUAGGAUGCACUCAUGAAUAUUAUAGCUUUUAAAAAAAUACAUAUUUGCUGGCUCGAUCCACUAAAAAUACCUAGAAAGGGCAAUCAAUCUCACAGCAAUGAUCAGAAAUAGUACCCAGAUUUUUACCUUAACAUUUCCUUACCAAUGUAAAGCAUACUCUUUGAGUCUGGGAAAACAUGCCAUUUAUGACGGGAAGGAAGCUAUCAAAGAGCAAAGGUGUAAUGUUCGAAAGAGUGAGAAGCCAACCAAAGAGCUGGCUAAAGCGCUCUCAAGAAGCAGUGAUGUCACUUACUAACGUGACCUAAAUACAAAUUUGUAAAUCCAUGUGUUCAUAAAGAUGAACAAAAAGACACCAGAGAACCAACUCUGAGUACUGAAAAAGAAAUGAAGUAGACAUCGUCUGGGCUUUUCUGCAUAAACUGUAACAAUGAAUAAGCCACUGGUAAGUGGCAGACUAAGAAAAGAGCCAUUUGAUAAGACAAUAAAGUAGUGGCUCUAGACACUUAUCGACAAUCAAUAAUGCAAAAAAAUCAAUACGAUAAAUAAAGGCAAAGGCCAAGAUGAGCAAUAAGAUGGACAAUACUGGCACAGCAAUUAAAUAUGGCUGUUGAUAAUAAUUAAAUUAGUUAACUUAAGUAAUAGCAUCUUUUAAAAACUGUGAGCACAAUGCAUGCAUUAUAAUACUUAUUAUUUAACUUAAAUUAGGAAAUAACCUUGCUUUUGAAGUCCCAACAAUAACAAAGACUCAGGAUAAACAACAGAAGGUAUACAUGUAGAACAUUUUUAUGUACCAAGAAGACGACUAAAUAUAAAGUACAUUAAGGGUUCUACUUUUGUGAUUUCACACUUAUUUUGAUUGCUCAUGAAAUAGUAAAUAAUUGCGACUAAUGGAAGUGACUGUUUGGAGAAGUCAACAUUCAGGUCCUCUCUGGGACACAAAGAUGUGUAACCAUUCUCAAGGGAGAUUCACUAUAGAGGAGAGAUAGGUGGCUGCCCAGAGUGGCUUCCAGAAAUCCCUCCUGGUCUAUGAUAUGGCAGAGAUGUGGCCUGGACUUUGCUUUGUUCCCAGGAGAUCAGUGCCUGACUCUCUUCUUAGGUCAAAACACCUAGACUCAAAAAUGUGGUCUAUUAGUGCAACCAGAGUGACGCAAGAUCUAAGAAUCUACGCUGAUAAUAUCCAGUGUUGCCAUAUCCCUGGCAGUUCUUUCUUUAAAUAUUGUUUCUUAAACUUCUAGACCAACAUGAUUGAAGUGGAUGAUAGUAUAUUUCCACAACUUUAUAAAGUUUCCGAUAUUCUACUUUCAUUUCCUGAACUAUUUCCUAAGAAUCAUCAUAAAACAGAGAAAAAUUUAACCACAUUUGCUUAGUGUGACUUUUGCAGGUGUCUGGCAGAGAAGCAAUGCUUUUGCAUUCUAUUAUUCACAGCAGAAAUACGGCUGUCUGAAAUAUGGAGAAGGUAGCUGUCAUGAUUUCAGCAAGCCAAAUACACAGGAUGUAUAUCCAGCAGAGCUGGAAAUUAAUUGAACAGGUUAGGAUGGUGAGGAGAGGUUUUUCUAUACAUUUCUGGAAUACACCAUAGGAUCAGUUGUCUCAUGCAACACAUAAAUGUGAGGCAGAACUACAAGGAAGUUAAACAUUUUUUAUGAAAGUUUAUUAGCUAAGAGAGAAGGAUGUUUGAAUGGAAAAUGCACUAAGCUACAAACUGGGUGAGAGAACUGCUAAGAUCUGAGGCAAGUAGUUACUUUUCAAUUUGUGUAUCGGUGCAAAGUGAAAAAUAGGGAAGUACUGCCAAUUCAUUUAAGCACAAAAAUAAAAAUGUUUCUAUAUAUACAUUCCUAGCAAUCAUGCGAGAUGUCAAAUAUCAAUGAUUUCAAUGGAAUUAUAAGACAAAUCAGUAAGUGAAUAUCUUCUCUAUUAAUUAAAUAAAAUAAUUAGGAGAUUUAUUCUAUUUGUUGUAAAUACAUAUACAAUAUGUGUAGAAUGUUCUCAUAUUAUCUUUAUAAUUACAUUAAUGAAUAUUAAUGUAAAUUAAAUUAAUUAAUAAUUAAACAUUUAAAGUUUAUUUUAUUUGCUAAGAAAAUCAUUAAUUGAUUUAUUUCAUAAAAGUAAUCAGUUGUUACUUUAUUCUUCUAAGUUUCAUUUUUAUUUUUGAUAGAAGUGAGAUCAUCCAUUUCUGUUUUUAGGUGAUAAUAUCUGCUAAUGUGCACAUCAUAGAAAAAAGAAAAAUGCAUAUUUAUAUGAUUAUUUCAACAAAAAUUCAAUGAUUUGCAUAAACAAAACAAAGCAAAAAGCAUUGAUUUCAUUUAUCAAUUCUCAAUAAUGUGACUUAUUGUAUGAGGUCUUCUUAACUUCUGCUACAUUUAAAAUAAGAAAACUAGAACAUAAAGCAGGAGUCACGAAUAUGUACUAUGACAAUGCAAAGUUGAUAGAAGUAACACCUUCAAAAUUAUAGAGAAUACUUGGGAACCGUAUCAAUGAUGAUAUUGAUCUUGAUGAAUGAUAUCAUUCCUCCCCUCCCUUUAAUAUACUCUCCACCUAAAUAUCUUUAAAAGAAGAAAAGAAAGAGAAAAAGAGAGAAAUGAACCACACGGUGAUCACAGAGUUUGUCCUCUUAGGCCUUUCGGAUGAUCCCAACCUUCAGGUUGUGAUUCUCCUCUUUUUAUUUGUCACAUAUGUAUCAAGUGUCACUGGAAACCUGACCAUCAUCACCCUGACCCUGGUGGACCCCCAUCUACAGACGCCAAUGUAUUUCUUCCUCCGGAACUUCUCUUUCUUAGAAAUCUCCUUUACUACUGUAUGCAUCCCCAGAUUUCUGGGCACGAUUAUCACCAGGGAUAAGACUAUUUCUUAUCACAACUGUGCAGCUCAACUCUUUAUUUUCAUGGGUGUGACUGAGUUUUACAUUCUAACCACCAUGUCCUAUGACCACUAUGUUGCCAUCUGCAAGCCUCUUCAUUACACGACCAUCAUGAACAGGAAACUCUGCAUCCUGCUUGUGCUCUGUGCGUGGCUGGGCGGGUUUCUGACCAUUUUCCCUCCCCUUAUGCUUCUCCUCCAGCUGGAUUACUGUGCUUCCAAUGUCAUUGACCACUUUGCAUGUGACUAUUUCCCCCUUUUGCAAUUGUCUUGCUCAGAUACAUGGCUCCUAGAAGCAACCGGUUUUUACUUUGCUUUGGUUACCUUGCUGUUCACCUUGGCCCUAGUGAUUUUAUCUUAUAUGUACAUUAUCAGGACUAUUUUGAGAAUCCCAUCUGCCAAUCAGAGAAAAAAGGCUUUCUCCACCUGUUCCUCUCACAUGAUUGUCAUUUCCAUCUCUUAUGGAAGCUGUAUAUUCAUGUAUGCUAAUCCCUCGGCCAAAGAAAAGGCAUCACUGACAAAAGGAGUAGCUAUUCUCAACACCUCUGUUGCCCCCAUGCUGAACCCCUUCAUCUACACCCUGAGAAACCAGCAAGUAAAACAAGCCUUCAAAGACAUGCUCCAUAAAGCAGUAUUUUCUGCAAAGAAAUGAAUAUUGUGGUUAAAAAAAAAAGACACUCUAAAGAGCAUUUAUUAAAUCUUGAAAUUCCUCACUCUCUGAAUAACUACACUUACUCUUUUUAUUCUCUUCACACUCCGCAUUACAGUUAAUAUAGCUUUCCGAUCAAUUUGUUCCACCUGCAUGCCUAAGCGUCUCCCCUGCAUUGUUUACCGACAUUUGGAAAUAUAGUAAAAGUAAUUUCUCCUUCAGAAUCUUCUGGAAAUUAAAUAUAUUUCUUUAAGAGAUACUUUAUAACACGAAGUAAAAAAUAGCUUUAAUUCUGUUAAUAUCAAUUCCUGAAAGGUAUGUAUCCUGUCACAUUGUACUUCAAAUGUAGUGGUUCAAAAUUAGUGUGUAAUUUCUUGGUAUUUUCAGAUGAACAUUGAUAUUUUCCUAAGGUUUAAAGAAUCUACAUGUUCUGUAUUAUUGUACAUUAAAUUCAGUCCAAAAAUAUAAUAUGUACUAGUGCAUUGCACUUUAAAGAUAAGAGUUUUAUACCUUGUGAAAUUGAGUGCAUACUUUCAAGAUAAAUAUUGAUCAGAUACUAUAUAUUAUUUAUAGGGUAUUCAUGCUAUCUAUAAUUUGGGGAUAAUAUUUUUUAAAAAAAUUCAAAAUAAAGGCAGUGAAACUAAAACACUGCCACUUUCCUGAACCCAGUGAGCAUCUUUAUGAAACAUACUUUGAAUUCUUUUUCAGGUGUUUAUAUACCUCCAUUUUAUUGGGGUCUGUUUUGGGAGAUUUAUUUUGUUUCUUCGACUGUGCCUUUUUUCUAUUUCUUCACAUCCCUUAUAAUUUUCCGUUGUUGUGGAUCUACACAUUUGACAAUAAUCACCCCUCCCAGUCUUUUUAAGCUGGCUUUGUUCAGGUGAAACCAUCAAUAUUCAGCCCACUCAGAGAUUCUGGGGGCCAGUGAAAUCUUUUUUGAGAAAGUAUCUUUCCAGAUUUGUGUUUGGAGAUUCCUAACUACAAAAUCUUUGUCCACUUGUAUAUGGAGCUCAUAAUCUCUGGCUCCCUCAUUUCUGUGUGCUGUAACAGCCCUUAGGCAUCUAGAGUUUGUCAGGUCCCAGAGGGGCUCCCAGAGAAGCUACACAGACCCCAGUCCUCCAGAAGACCCUGAAAGGCUCAGGUGUGGGACACAUGCUCCCCACCACACACAAUUUUUCUUCCCUGGGAAAGAGUCACUGAGUUGUGCUGACCUCAGUCUGCUGUAAAUGGGUCCUCUGGAGCAUAACAUUUUCCAAAGAAUCCCCUUACAGGGUCAUAAAUUUUACUUUCUUUAAAUUCCAUCCUUCUAAAUUAGUUGAAUCUCACUUCAUGGCUUAAAAUAUGAUCAGAGGUUUCUAAACAUUUCUUGUACACUUGAAAAUUAUACGUAAAAGUGGUUGAGUGCAGUGUCCUACUUGAGUCAGUCAGUCUACUCAAGUUCAGUAAUCACAUGAUUUAAAUCUGUACUUUUACUGUUGGUACCAUUACUGAAUUAUUUAAAUCUCCCCAAACAACUAAGGAGCUGUUUCCUUCUGUUUGUAGUUUUGUCAAGUUUUUAUAAGUGAAAAUAUUAACACUAUGCUUUUAUGCAGACACAAAUUUGCAAUUGUUACAUCUUUUUAAACAUAGCUUUUUCUCGUUAUGAAAAUACAUCAAUUCUUCUCUAUCAAGUAUAAUUUUUUCUGUAAUACGGGCAUUGACGCAUACUGACAUAGCUACACCAGUAUUUUAAAAAUAUAUAUUGUUUACAUGGCAUACAUUUUAUCUAUCAAUCAUUUACUUUUGAGUGGAUACUAGCAUAUUGUACAGAUUCAAACUGUGGCCUGGGAACUUCCCCAUGCCAUGGGCACGGACAUUUAAAAAAAAAAAAAAAGUAGACAUUCAGAUUGGCUAUUUAUUCUUGUGUGAGAAAGACUAAUUGUGCCUUUCAAGAAAUUAGUCUCAGAAUUCCUGUCAUGGCUCAGCAGUUAACAAACCUGACUAGUAUCCACAAGGAUGAGGGUUU
Messenger RNA from Sus scrofa (pig), 6033 nucleotides. NCBI's taxonomy places the organism in Eukaryota, Metazoa, Chordata, Mammalia, Artiodactyla, Suidae. The record is from RefSeq and is a predicted model, not a curated record.